AUGUCCUCAGGCUGGUCAAACAACACCAACAACGGCUGGGGAAGCAGCAGUCGCGGACACGAAGAGUUCAACGAGCGGCUGCUGGAGCGGCAGAAUGAUGAUGCGUUGCACUCGCUGCAUGGGAAGAUCUCGGCUUUGAAGAAUGUUACGAUAGAUAUGCAUGAUGAUGUGAAUACGCAGAACGAAUUGUUGAGCAAGAUGGGCAUGAACUUCGAUAAUGCGAAAGACCAGCUCAGCGGCAGCAUGCGCCGGCUCAAACUGAUGAUCAACACCAAGCACGGGAAAAACACAUGGACGAUCGUCGGCGUCAUCCUUGUGUUGUGCUUUCUUGUGUGGUUAUGGUCUAAACGAUCAUGA
Fimicolochytrium jonesii is the source of this 357-nucleotide messenger RNA. RefSeq lists its product as uncharacterized. Lineage: Eukaryota; Fungi; Chytridiomycota; Chytridiomycetes; Spizellomycetales; Powellomycetaceae. The record is from RefSeq and is a predicted model, not a curated record. The transcript has 5 exons. The coding region runs from base 1 to 357 and encodes 118 amino acids.